AUAGCGCUUGUGUCUUUGUAAAUAUUUUAAUUACGUAUUUAAUGCUCUGGAUAAUAGAAAUAUAUAAAAAUAUAUUCGUAAAAAUAUGUAAAUACGAAAAAUAUACUAUAUCACAUGAAUGAGACAAUUUUUAACCGCAAGGGAGGAUGAAAUAUAAAACAGAAAUGAUCCGAGAAGGUAAUUUUGGGUCACGCUUGGUUUCUUUAUCACAGAUAUAUUGGGAUGUCUUGGUGUCAUGUUUAAUACAUAGAACGGUGACCGAAAUUUCGCUUCUUAAACACGGACGAUUUCUGUGCUGUCAACUGUAAUUCUUAGAACGGCGUUGUGCGAGGUCUUGGCGAAGAGAUUUUUUUUUUUUCAGAAUAUAUCGAAACUGUUAAACACACACAGUGCCACAUUUUAGAUCAACGCUGUCACGCACGUAGAGAUGAAACGCAACUUGAUUAAGAACUGUACUCGUCUGUUGUCCAUCAAACAGCACACAGAAAAGAAAGUAUGCAUUGUCGGUGCAGGUCCAGCUGGCUUUUACGCGGCACAGCAGUUACUGAAGUGUUCGAAUGAUGUCAAAGUUGACAUACUCGAAAAACUGCCGGUUCCCUUCGGUCUGGUACGCUUCGGAGUCGCUCCGGAUCAUCCGGAAGUGAAGAACGUCAUCAACACAUUCCACAAAACCGCGAUCAAUCCACGUGUUCAAUUUCUAGGCAAUAUCAACGUCGGUACAGACGUUACGAUCGAUCAGCUGCGACAAUUAUAUCACGCGGUGCUGCUAACAUACGGCGCCCAAAACGAUCGGUUGCUUGAUAUACCAGGGGAAAAUUUAAACAAUGUGAUAUCAGGCCGUCGUUUUGUGGGUUGGUACAACGGAGUACCAGCUGAUAAAGAUCUAGACAUUAAUUUGGAUACGGAAGAAGUAGUUGUUUUAGGUCACGGCAAUGUGGCCGUUGAUAUCGCGAGGAUUCUACUGUCGCCGAUUGACAAAUUAAAGAACACCGACAUCACGUCAUAUUCCUUGGAACAAUUAUCUCGCAGUAAAGUACGAAAAGUGUUUUUGGUCGGGCGAAGAGGACCUUUGCAAGCCGCGCUUACGAUCGCGGAACUGCGCGAGCUUAUCAAAUUGGAAAAAUGCAAAACUUCCUGGCGACCUCAAGACUUUGAGGGUGUGCGGGAGAUUGUGCCGACUCUAGCAAGGCCUCGAAAACGACUGACAGAACUUAUGCUUAAAUCUUUAGAAGAAUCCGUAAGCGACUCGACGUACAUUAAAGAGUUACAUCCGAUCUUCCUGCGAGGUCCCGUAGAGUUUCACGGUGCGAACGAAUUGGAGAGCAUCAAGUUCACCGUGAAUCGUCUGCGGGGCGAGACGAUUCAGGAUCAGUCGGCCGAGGCGACCGGCGAAUUCGAUGUGAUCACGUGCGGUCUGGCCUUUCGCAGCAUCGGCUACAGGUCCGUGCGGAUAGACGACUCGAUUCCGUUUGACGCUAAGAAGGGACGUGUAGAGAACAUUUCUGGUAAGGUCGACGACAAUCUUUAUAGCGCAGGAUGGGCAGCUACUGGACCGGUCGGCGUUAUUCUGUCAACCAUGACGAACGCUUUCCAAGUCGGCAACUUGAUCUGCAAAGAGUUGGCGUCCUCGAGCGAGAAUAAAUCAGGCUGUGAUGGUCUGCGUAAGAUCCUGGACUCCAAGGGAAUUCAGAUUGUCUCGUACGGGGAUUGGGAAAAAAUCGAUCGCGUUGAACAAGAGCGUGGCAAACAAUUGAGAAAACCGCGGGAGAAGAUUGUUGAUGUAUCAGAAAUGCUAGAAAUUGCUGCGAACGAGAAACUGACGGAACGCGGCAAUGGUGGCAACGCGCAAUUUUGUCACGUGGAAAGAUCUUAACCUGACAUGACU
Messenger RNA from Pseudomyrmex gracilis, 1885 nucleotides. It is a transcript of the gene dare, whose product is annotated as NADPH:adrenodoxin oxidoreductase, mitochondrial. The record is from RefSeq and is a predicted model, not a curated record. The coding region runs from base 428 to 1873 and encodes 481 amino acids. Gene Ontology annotation, cellular component: mitochondrion. The transcript has 6 exons. Lineage: Eukaryota; Metazoa; Arthropoda; Insecta; Hymenoptera; Formicidae. Gene Ontology annotation, biological process: ubiquinone biosynthetic process.